AUGCACGACCUCGUCUCCUAACACCGCGGUCCGCAUAGAGUAAAAUUUCAGUGUUAAUUAGCUUUCCAACAGAGAGCAUCAGACUAACACUUUCAAAGUACCACUCCGCGGAAAGAGCCUUUGUGAAUGAGGCAGGUGCGGGAAGGGGGCUCACAGGUGAUCUUAGGCGGGGGAUGAAAAUUCCCUAAGAGGGGCCACCAGGCCAGGAGAAAACAACUGGAGACCAAACGGGUGCGGAGAAAAAAGGUGAAAACGAGAAAGACAAGCAAAAAGAAACAAAGCCAGCGACCGAACGAACUAAACAAAAACCAAAGAAAAAGUCAAGCUCCAGGGACGGCGCAGACCUUAAGCGAGGACGCGCGGAGGAGCGGAGAUAACAGCCCAGAAUCCCUUGCGGCUCCUCCUCCCCUGGCGGCAGUCUCCUAGGCAACCCGGUAAACAAGAUGGCGACCGCCGGGAGCGAUCCCCAGUGGCCGAUGCCUUCCUCUCUCCAGGGUAGUUCACGACGUGAAGCCCAGUCGAUACUGUCGCGCUCAGAAAAAGAGCGUCAGUCUUGCUGGUCUUCUUACCCCAUGGGGCAGAGACGGAAAGGUACUUUCCACAGAGCCUCGUCCUACCUGCUCCCGCAGCUCGUUCACCGCUUUGUGGAGUCGGACGCGGACGGACAGGACUGCGGGGACGUGGGCGAGGGCGAAGUGGAAUCCGAGGAGUCCUCAGAGUCCGAGAUGCUGAAUUUGGAGGAGGAAUUUGAUGGGGUCCUGAGAGAGGAGGUCGUGGCCAACGCCCUUCACCAGUUGGGGCGCUCAGGUUCUGGCACUGAGCAGGUCUACCUCAAUCUAACUUUAUCAGGUUGUGGUUUAAUUGACAUUAGCAUUCUCUGUGAAUACGUUCACCUACAAAAGUUGGAUCUUUCGCUAAAUAAAAUUGAAGAUUUGUCCUGUGUGAGUUGUAUGCCUUACCUUCUAGAACUUAAUGCUUCUCACAACAAACUGACUACGUUCUUCAAUUUCAAGCCGCCCAAAAAUCUCAAGAAGGUGGAUUUUUCCUGCAACCAAAUUUCUGAAAUGUGUGAUUUGUCGGCUUACCAGGCUCUCACUAAACUCAUUUUGGACAGCAACGAGAUAGAGGAAAUCAGCGGGCUGGAGAUGUGCAGUGGCCUGAUGCACCUGAGUCUGGCCAAGAACAAGAUCACGUCAAUUAAUGGCUUAGGCAUGUUGCCCAUCAAAAUUCUUUGUCUGAGCAAUAACCAGAUUGAGAAGAUGACCGGUUUGGAGGAACUAAAAGCCUUGCAGGUCGUGGAUCUGUCCCACAAUCAGAUCAGUAGCCUCCAGGGCUUAGAAAACCAUGACUUCCUGGAAGUGAUCAACCUCGAGGAUAAUAAGAUUGCUGAGCUGGGUGAGAUAGAUUACAUUGAAAAUCUACCUCUCCUACGAGUUGUCAACUUUCUAAGAAAUCCAGUUCAGGAAAAGUCUGAAUAUUGGUUGUUCGUGAUUUUUAUGCUCCUACAAUUAACAGAAUUAGAUCAGAAGAAAAUUAAAGUGGAAGAAAAGGUUGCGGCAGUGAAUAGGUACAACCCUCCCCCAGAAGUGGUCGCAGCCCAGGAUCACCUGACCCAUGUCCUCAACAGUGUGAUGCAGCCACAGAGGAUCUUUGACAGCACUCUUCCUCGCCUGGACGCCCCUUAUCCCAUGCUGGUGCUGGCCGGUCCUGAAGCCUGUGGCAAACGAGAGCUCGCUCACCGCCUCUGCAGACAGCUCAGCGCUUACUUCAGAUACGGGGCCUGUCACACCACAAGACCACCUUACUUUGGAGAGGGGGAUCGAGUCGAUUAUCAUUUUAUCUCUCAAGAAGUUUUUGAUGAAAUGGUAAACAUGGGGAAGUUCAUUCUCACAUUUAAUUAUGGGAAUCACAACUAUGGAUUAAGUAGGGACACCAUAGAAGCCAUUGCAAGAGACGGUUUAGCAAGCUGUGUUCACAUGGAAAUAGAAGGUGUCAGAAGUUUGAAAUAUUCCUAUUUUGAGCCUCGAUAUAUCCUGGUGGUGCCCAUGAACAAGGAAAAAUAUGAAGGAUACUUGCGAAGAAAAGGAUUAUUCAGUCGUUUAGAGAUUGAAUUUGCUGUCUCCAGAGUGGACCUUUAUGUUAAAAUCAAUCAGCAGUUUCCAGGAUAUUUCGACGCAGUGAUCAAUGCAGAUGAUCUGGAUGCUGCCUACCAAAAGCUGAGUCGUCUCAUCAGAGAGUACCUUGGGUUGUCCGAGGAAACGUCCAAGGAUUUGGCUCCAACCACAGCAGGAGCUGCCUCUAGCAAGAAGACCCCCUCUGGGGUGCCCGCCCACCUGGUCCCAUCCCCAAGGCGCUUGGCAAAGCUGCAGGCGGAUGGCCAGUUAACCGAGCAUCACCCUGGAAUGCAGAUUCGUGCACAGGCCCCCGAAAAUCAGAGCGCAGCUCCCUCCCAGGACCAAGGGCCGACUCAGGAGGGAGCCGCCCACCAAGUGCUCUCUCCCAGCAGCCGUGUCAGUGCCGAGCCUGCCCCGCAGGCCCGAGACUUAUCCCCCGACCAGAGGGGAGGGGGUGUUCAACAAUCGGAUCCUUCUUCACAAAUCGUAACUACGAAUCUCCCUGAAAACGAGUCUCGGACAUCUGAGGUGAAAGCAGGUAACAUAGGGCAGGCUUCCAUCACUCCUUCCCAAGGGCGCCCUGACCAGGGUCGGCACCCUGAGCCGUCUGCAGUGCACAGAGCUCCGCCAGACCAGGAUGAGGAGUCAGGGGAGGCCGAGGGCACCCUCGCUCUCCCUCCGCCAUCUGAGGCUCUACGGGAGUCCGACCCAACAUCCCUCAGCCCCCAGAGAACCCAGGGUGAGGAAACUGAGUCAGCCAAUCUGCCACCCGACGGUGCCCAUCAUGAGCCUCCAAGAGACCCUUCCCGCCCUAACGGGGCCAAAAUACCGGGACCACCUCUGGAAGAUUCUCAGCAACCUCCAGUGGAGGGAUCCCCAAAGGCAGAAUUUGUUCGGGUCAGCACUCCUUACCCAGAAGUGCCACAUCCUCAGGACUCAACAGAUAUCGAACAGACCCAGGGCAGGGACAACCCAAUGACUUUGCUCCCCAGAAGCCGGCUGGCUCCUACUAGGCUGCCCCAGCCUCAGGUCCUCGCCCCGCUCCAGAGUCGGAGGCCCACACCCAGACUGCUCUCACCCAGCAGGGAGGAAGCUUUCGGAACAGCCUCAGACCAAACCGUGACUCCCUCGUCGAGGCCUCCACUAGCUCAGGAAGGAGACCCCAGUAAACUUCCUCCCAUCAGCCCUCCUCAUUCCAAACCACCACAAAGUCUGAGUCCCCAUCAGGACCACAGUCCUCAGCAAGUCCAGGAAGAAAAGGUCAGGGAGGUGAAACUCCCUCUUAUCAGUCCCCCCGUCCAGGAGCAUGCACCGCAGCCCGCCCCCGAUCCCCCCGAGCAAGAGGGGACUCGGGUGGUUAGGCUCCCGCACAUUCCCACCCCCUUCUCCGAACAGCAGCUGCCGCACAACACGGGGGCUCACCGUGAUUUGAGGCCUGCAAAGGAAAGGCAGGCCCCCAAAGCAGGCCGCUCCUCCAGCAAGAAGAUUUCAGAUGUGCAGGCCUUACCCCCAAACCAAGAGCCGGUGCAGCGGACAGGAGCUAGGGAAAAAAAGCUCCCUAUCCAAAGAGAGACAAUUAAAGGACCAGGGCAUCCGAAAAAGGUACCACCUAGAAGCCAUCAGACAGCCUUGCAGCCAGAAUCCCAGAGUAAGCCGACUCCCCCAAAGGUACCCCAUCACCCUAACCCUAGCCCUCCUCAGAGUCCUCAGGGGACCCAGAGAAGAAAAGUCAACGUGCCAGAAAUUCCUGAGCCACCCCACACUGAACCAUUGCCUACGGAUCCCCAGUUCCAAGAAGAGAAACAAGGAAAGGUGCAUUAUUCCAGGGAAAAGGCCCGUGCCAGCCUCCCCCCAGAUGACCUGGUUCAAAAGGUAGCUGGGUCCAAAAAAGGGCCAUCCUUGAAAAAGCAUUCUGAAGGAUCAUCUCAAAGAAAUAAAGCCACCCUCAGGGGCAGGCAACUGCACAGGGGUCCUCUCCGGAGUGCAAUGUCCUCUGUAGAGUCAAGACCAGAUGAUCCUGCUCCUAGGGAGCAUCCAGGGAGAAGAGAAGAGGUUCAUACGAGGGGAAGAUUUCAGAAGAGAGAAUUGUCUUUGGACUCCCCAGAGCAGGCCCCCACCCAACAGCCUGUCAGAGAGACCCAAGCCCAUCGAAGGCCCAGUCAGACCAGAGAGAGUUCUGUCCAAAGGGAUGGUGCCUCCAGGCGGCAAGCCAAGGAGAAACACACCGAGAAACACGGGGGAGCACCCAAGGACAGAAGCUCUGCCGCAGCCCAGAAUCAGGUGUCUGCCGAGGAGCCGGGCAGCCGGAAGGGGAGGCUGCGAGCUCGGGGCAGCCAGAGCAGCAAGGUUUAAGCCAUCCCCGGAGCCGCUCAGUAAGCGUGGGGGUGGGCUCCAGCACCGUCCCAGCCACUGGGUUCUUAGUCUGUGCGUUUCUGUGCCUUUCCUGUGGCUUGCCGUUGUAGUCCGGAAGGGCAGCCCCUAGAGUGGGAACCACCGGCCAGUCGUGUCCCUGUGCCAGCUGGAGAGCUGGUCCUGAAGGUUAGGGUCAGCGGGGAGCCCUUGUGUCUACACUCCUAUGAACUCCAGUAUGCGUGCCGACUCUGGCUGAAGCAAUGUCGUGUGGCCAUUACGUUUUGUGUUACUCAUUAGGAAACUUCACUUCUAGAUGAGAACAUUCUCACAUGCCGCUUGCAUAUUCGAGGGGUCCGGGAGGAGAGCUCCGAGAAAGGGAGCCUUCGCAGUUUCUGGGUCUUUGUCACUUCCGCAAAGAUUCCAAACCCACAGUUAAUUUGUGAGCGUCUUUGAAAGGGCAGAGGGGCAAGUUCUUUACGCACAUGACACCGUGAUUGAUGAGAGCUUCAGAUUUGCGUUGUCUUGGGUUACCUGAAACUUACUUUUGCUUGAAAUGUAUUUCAAAAUGAAUACCUUCCUUCUCUCCCCGAACAGGAACCUCAUGUAAAUUAGCCCCUGCCUUCAUUAUGCCAAACCACCCGGUUGAAUCAGUUAAAAGGGUUCCUGGGGAGAAGAUUCAGGGGAAUCACUUUUUCUUUAACGACUCAUACCAUCAGCAAGGGACAGGAAUCCAGCCUGAGCCAGCUUACGGGAAUCUACUGGAAGGGAGUGGAAAAUCUCGUACCAGCAGACCGUGGGGAGAACGGAGGUGCACCAGAGCCUCCGAGUGGGGACAAGUUAUCGAACAACCCGGACUCCUGUCAUCUCCAGUAUUUUCUGUCACCGACUGGACUCUCGUCAUUUCUCAUUUCUGUUUCAUGGCUGGGAACAUAGCUGCCAAUACCUCUCAAAUUUUACAUCUGGUUUUACAUCUGGCAGCUCCCACUACUAGAAAAGGAUUAAUUUACAUGUUCCUUAAUCCUGAAAUUUAAAAAAAAUUCAGCGAAAGACAGAUGGGCCUGGCUUGAAUUAAAUUAAAUAUUCUUAAAUUAAUCUACUCUGGCCAGAGACAGGGUCACAUACAUGUAACCGUCAGGCACUCCCGCCCCCUGUCAGGUAUACGGAGGCUACGUUCCCAGAAGACGGUAAUUGCGACCAAAGCAGCCAACCCAAGGUUUAGCUCCUAAAAAGUUGCAAAGAUAUUUAAUGAGCGCUUACUAUGUGUGUAGCAGCAUCCUAAACUGUGUUUGGCAUCCUGUAUUUAGAAAAUACAAAAAUUUGAGGACUAAAUGCCUGUAGAAAUGGUUCUUAUCAUAUACACGAGGUACGUGUCCACACUGUCGUAUGCACGCCAAAUAUUAUUUCAAGUUCAGGAGAGGACAUUGAUAUUUUUAAAAUCCAGGAUGCAGAAAUCCUCUUGGAAAAGCCUCUGUUAUACCAAUGAUUACCAUUUGAUUUAUCUGGUUUGUCAAAGAUGACAGUAAUAAGGAAUUUUUUUAAUACGUCAUAACUUUUAUUUAGUUCAGUUAUCCAAAAUGUUGAUUGAGCAUCUACUAUGUGCCAGACACGAUGAUAGUUGCUAGACAUAGUGGGAUGAUAAGGACACUUCAAGGAGCUCUUUUGUCAAGGGAGACCUAAGAGGGUCAAUUACAACACCAUGUGAUCAGGACACUAGGAGGCCUCGCAGCCUGCUGGGCUAGGUUUAGGGUCCAAUAGACAGGCAAACCCAUUUAUUAACUUUUCCAGAAUGGCAUAAGGAUAUCAAGAAAGGACACUGGAUUCAGCCUGGGACGUGAGAAUUGGAUCAGAAAACACUUCCAAGAGGAGGUCCUCUUUCAGCUAAGUCAUCAAGGUUGCAAAAUUAGACUGAUGGGACAGAGUGGUGGUUUCUUAGAAGAGGGAACAGCGUGUGCUUAAGCAUGGUGGUAAGAGCAGGCACAGCGUUUCUUGUAAGGACCUGGAUGUCAGGAGAGCGGCAGAUAUUGGUAGAUCCAAAGGGCAUUUUGCGCCAUGCUAACGAGCUUGGAAACUUGAUCUUCUAACAAGGGGGAGCCAUUGAAUAGUUAAAUUUUUAUCUUAGAGGCAUGUGUCUAGACUUGGUAUAGAGGAUAAAUUUAAGGUAGUCAAUACAGAGGGUAGGAAGCAUGGCUGGGAAGCUAUUGCAAUAGUCCUAACAGGGUGGUAAGGGCCUGAAAUAAGGCACUGUGGCAGGAAUGGACAGAUUGAGGAAGUAUUUGGAUUGGACCCAGGAGGAGGACAGAUGGUAAAAGGGAGGUAGAAAAUAAGGAUAAUUACCCCCUUUUUUUUUUUUCAACAUUUAUUUAUUUUUGGGACAGAGAGAG
This is a messenger RNA of Leopardus geoffroyi (Geoffroy's cat), 6847 nucleotides long. RefSeq names its product leucine rich repeats and guanylate kinase domain containing (gene LRGUK). Gene Ontology annotation, molecular function: protein binding; GMP kinase activity. Gene Ontology annotation, cellular component: cytosol. The transcript has 16 exons. NCBI's taxonomy places the organism in Eukaryota, Metazoa, Chordata, Mammalia, Carnivora, Felidae. The record is from RefSeq and is a predicted model, not a curated record. The coding region runs from base 444 to 4466 and encodes 1340 amino acids.